Molecule: messenger RNA, 2362 nt
Organism: Closterium sp. NIES-67
Lineage: Eukaryota; Viridiplantae; Streptophyta; Zygnematophyceae; Desmidiales; Closteriaceae
Source: the annotation of a GenBank genome assembly
ACGAAAACGGAAGAAAACCCGAUUAGCCUCUGCGACAUUCCCAGUCCCAUCGGCAUUUCCGAUGCCGCUGGGCCACACAGGCAGGCUGCCACUUCCGCUGCGAGCGGCGACAGGCAAGCGUACAAAAUGGAGGGGCACCACUACACCACACGCAGAAUAGUUCUCCUUCCUUCACUCAAGCUAGGGACUAAACUUCAAGCGACCGUUUGAUCACGACUCGCUUUCAGAAACGUCGUUGUCACACCCGAACCGCCUCCCCGUGCUAUUACCGACACCAGUAUCACCCGUGAAGAGACGACUCCAGCUCCUUUGUAACGUCGACUCGCCGUCGCAAUGUCCUCGCCACGGGUUCGCGAGCGUCGCAGCUUCAGCGUCGUGUCGUCGGUAUCGUCGUUCGCAUCCCCCCACUCCUUCCUCGCGGGACCGCUUCUCCUCCUCGUCCUGGCGUGGCUGGCCGUGGGGGCACACGCGGCGUGCUCGAGCGUGCGGCAGGUGGUGAUUGUGGGCGCUGGCAUGUCGGGCGUGUCGGCCGCUCACCGCAUCGCCACCACCAACGGCGAGUGCUUCAAGGUGACGGUGGUGGAGGCGCGCGACAGGGUGGGCGGGCGCAUGUGGAGCCGAACGGAGGCCGCCCCUGCUGGCUCGCCCACUACGUUUUUCAGAGGGGAGAUGGGCGCGCAGUGGAUCGAGGGCGCUACAGGUAACCCGAUUUACUCGCUAGCCCGGCGCUUCAAGCUCAGCAUCGGGCGGCAGAACGGGCGGGAGAUACAGUUCACGGCCAAUGGGAAGCGUUACGGGGACGCCAGGUGGGUGGCAGCGGAGGCGCAGUAUAAGACGCUGGUGCGGCAAGGGCUGGCGUGGGCGUGGCGUCAGAAUAAGGACGUGACUGUGCAGCAGGCGUUUACGAGUGGGCCGUGGAAGCGACGUAUCUUUCAGACGCCCUACGUGCAGUCGCGCCUCUCAGUGGACUUUGAGUUCAAUUAUGGCACCACCCUCUCGCACCUCUCUGCGUGGUACUAUGACUCGCUCGCUUUCAAGCCGCCCACAGUCGUGGUUACCAACGGCUUCGACAACAUACCCAAGAAGCUCAUGGAGGAAGCACAAACAGCAGGCGCUCAGCUCAUGCUAAACUUCGAAGUGACCGACAUCUCUCAGUCAUCAGGUGCAGCACCCAAAGUCACGAUCACCGGCAAGAACACCGCCACCGGCGCCACCACCUCCCUCACAGCUGACGUCGCUAUAGUCACCAUCCCCCUCGGCGUGCUUAAAGCCAACACCAUCUCCUUCCAGCCGGCCCUCUCCGCCCGGAAAACGGGCGCCAUGGCCCGCCUCGGCGUGGGCUCGAUCAACAAGAUUUUUUUCUUCUUCAACGAGACAUUCUGGCCCGUCAACGUGGACGAAUAUUUCAUCGAGGACGGGCAGCUGCCCAGGAAUCGCGGGCGGUGGGUGGAUUGGGUGAACCUGAAGCGGGCGUGGGGGCAGACGGCGCUGGAGGGGGUGGCACUGGGGGAGUAUGCGGAGCGAAUGGCCCAGAUGACUGAUGCAGCCGUGAUCGCAGACGCCCAGGCGAAGAUGCAGCGCAUGUUUUCCCGGUAUAGGAAGAAGCCGGUACAGGCGAUAGCCACAUGGGUGCAGCGGUGGAGCGACGACCCGUAUGCGCGUGGCGCGUACAGCUAUGCGCGGAUUGGCGUGGCGGGGGACGAGGACCACUGCACGGAUUAUGAUCGCAUGGGGCUGCCUGAGGGCCGGGUGCUGUUUGCUGGAGAGCACACCAUCUGGCAGUACCAGGCCACCGUGCACGGGGCGUAUUUGUCUGGAGUACGAGAGGCAAAGAGAGUGCUGAAGUACUUCUGAGGGUGAUGUCCAGAGGGCUACCAUAUGUCAGGUGGUGUGCCAGAAGGACUGCAUGUGGCAGUAAGGACGCGGUGCUUUUAGGUUCAAACGAGGCUCGACAGCUGAACGAGCAAGAAUACCACGCUAUUAUGCGUGGAACCACUCUGAUUGCGUCUAGACCACCUUCCACCCAUCUGUUGUUUUGAACCUGAGGUUCAGAAAACUUGCUUUCUCACAAAGGAACUGCAUGCCACCGUGCAUGGGGCAUGGGGGAUGGCAGUUUGGACAUAGUAUGGGAGAAAGGACGUGGGAGGUUCAGAGUAAUCUGUUGUUGGAGUGUACACCCUCUGGCUUCAUCGGAUCGUAGAACACCAUCCUUUUGAGUCUUUGCGUGAGACAAUUCUGUCUGAGGAUUAACCAUUUAGACUAGCCAAGAUGAUGUGAAUGCACAUACAGAGAACGCUGUGGAUGUUGUCAGUGGCUGCUGUGAGUGUUGAGAGUGUGACUACAGUGGAUGCUGUGACGGUAU